AAUAAAAACCAAUUCGAUGAAUUACGCCUAAAGGUUCACAUCAGAAUAGUGCUAGUUGAUGAGAGUUACUUCGGAAACAAAAAGAGUAAAGUAAAAUUCAUUUGGGUUAUUCUCUCAAUUACAAUAAAAUGCAACUGGAUCUAGUAUGAGUUGGCGAUCAGAACGUAUAUGGAUAGAACUUAUAACGGGGUCUCGAAAAACAAGUAAUUUCUGCUGGGCCUUUAUCCUUUUUUUAGGUUCAUUAGGGUUCUUAUUGGUUGGAACUUCCAGUUAUCUUGGUAGGAAUUUGAUAUCUUUAUUUCCGUCUCAGCAAAUAAUUUUUUUUCCACAAGGGAUCGUGAUGUCUUUCUACGGGAUUGCCGGUCUCUUUAUUAGCUCCUAUUUGUGGUGCACAAUUUCGUGGAAUGUAGGUAGUGGUUAUGAUCGAUUCGAUAGAAAAGAAGGAAUAGUGUGUAUUUUUCGUUGGGGAUUUCCUGGAAAAAAUCGCCGGAUCUUCCUCCGAUUACUUAUGAAAGAUAUUCAGUCCAUCAGAAUAGCAGUUAAAGAGGAUAUUUAUGCCCGUCGUAUCCUUGUCCUUUAUAUGGAAAUCAGAGGCCAGGGGGCCAUUCCUUUGACUCGUACUGAUGAGAAUUUGACGCCACGAGAAAUGGAACAAAAAGCUGCUGAAUUAGCCUAUUUCUUGCGUGUACCAAUUGAAGUAUUUUGAAAUGAACUGAUUUCUUAGCAGGAGGGAAAAAAUUCAAGGA
Molecule: messenger RNA, 746 nt
Organism: Vitis riparia (riverbank grape)
Lineage: Eukaryota; Viridiplantae; Streptophyta; Magnoliopsida; Vitales; Vitaceae
Product: photosystem I assembly protein Ycf4
Exons: 1
Coding region: 146-706 (186 amino acids)
Biological process (GO): photosynthesis
Cellular component (GO): membrane; thylakoid; photosystem I
Source: RefSeq, a predicted model, not a curated record